UUGAUCUAUAAAUUAAUUGAUUUUAGGCUUGUUUACCUGAGCACAUUGACUGUUGAGUACUGAAUUGAUGUCGACACGCCGUAAACAAAACUUAUUCGUUCUCUGCAGUGGAUGUCAAAACAUCGUACAACACUUGUCAUCAUUUCUUUUUUCUUAGAUCUUCCAAUAAUACCAACCUGUAACAAGUAAUUUGUUCUUACUCCUCCGUACAGGGUAGACCUUUUACUUUGUUAAAUUUGCUGUCGUUUGAAAUUUCGGCUAUUUUUAUAUUAUUGCUACUUGAUUUCCGUAAUAAAGAUAAUACAUAAUGUUUUGGUUCACUAAAAAAUCUAUCUAUACAUCAUGAUGUACUUGCAUCGUCGAAUUGCUAGUGGUGUAAGUGUAUAAGGAGUGCUUUGUGCUUUUAAAGGCUUACCGUGAUUGGGAGCUCUUCCAUAUCUAUUAAUAUAUUUGGUGGCUCUUGUCCCUGGCCAGUAGCCACCCCGGAUAUAGUAUAUAAUACUAUAUUAUUUACAUGAAUACAAUUGAUCGAUCAAUUCACGUACCUGUCCCACUAUACAUCGACUUGCAGUGUUUGAUUUAGAAAAUAAACUAGAAGAGGCGGUACUCAUCGGCGGAUGUUGGAUGAUCGAGUGUCAACACAAAAUUUUCUAUGAGCAAAAUACAAUUUCUUAUCAUUAUAUUUUAUGUUAUAUUUGCAUCAGAAAAGCUGAUGAUUUACUGAAAAUUAACUGUAGUAAAUGUUACGUUCUCAGCGUUCCGUUUCAAAUAAGUAGAAGGGGAGCGUAAAAAAAAAUUUAAAAAGAAGGGGACUUCGUCCAUCACACCACCCAAAUCAAGCACUGUCGACUUGUAUUUUAUUCAUGAAAAGUUGUAUAGAUGAAAGAUGAAAAUCGUUUUAUAAUAUUAGAGUCUAUCGUUGAAGUUUUUACAUUCAAAUUUAAUACAACUUUUUUUUAACUAGCCUGUUGUGCCAAGAAAAAAAUUUUUACAGUGCCCUAGUGGUGGGUACGAAUUUAUCGACCGAAAAAAAGAGAAAGACGGUGUGGAGGAUAAAUAAAUUAUAUUAUACAACAAAGGGUUAAUAUGUCGGUCACGAUUGUUGUCGGAUUGCUCGCGCUAUUGUUGGUCACCCAACUAUCCGAUGGUCAAAUCGAUCGAAAUUCCGAGGUUGCGAUCGAGCACUGUCAAGUAGACGGAAUUUCCACAGCUGAAAACGAGCACUGUCAAGUCGACCGUAUUCCUGGCAUAGGAAUCGUGGACGACGGUCUGCCGGGCCCGUGGAUAUCGGAUCUCUUUAACCGAGCACUCUUCAAUUUUUCAAUCAAACAUGUCGGCAGCUCUGCUUGCCGGACUCAAUCCGACAUGUACGACAGACAUUUGCAGAAUCAUACCAGUUGGGCAGUUAGAAUGUCGGAAUCUUGGAACCGAUAUCCGAUCGGCCUACUAGCGGGCAACAGGUAUGAUAUGGGAAUUUACGACGAAUGUGUUGACGUACGUCAUCCGGUGAUAGGACAGUAUUGUUUGUCUGAUAUAAAACUAAAACAAUUGGUAGCUAAAGAUUACAGUUUCAACAGAACGGAGGAUCUAGAUGAUUUCGGGAACAAAAAUGCCUGGAAAACUGUACUCGGGUGGGGUGAUUAUUUGGAUAAAGUGCAUCGAAAUGGGUUGAAUUUAGGAAUAUGUAUUCCAAAUUCAUGUUCGGCGUUAGACCUACAGACUUCAAUGCAAAAUGAACUAGACAGGGUGUUCUUUCCAGAAGGGAUCAAGGCUAUUGUCAGAGUGGAUCCAAUAAUGUGCACAAUCGGGGGAGACAUGUAUCCCUAUGAUAAAAACUUCUAUUUGACCAGCAUAUUUUUGUUAAUGCUUGUUUUGAUUUGCUGUGGAACAACAUUGUAUCACUUCAUAAGAAUAUCAUACAAUAAAAAUCCAAAAGAAACCCCCAAUGAAAGUGUUGGUUUAUUUUGCGAAACAUUUUCAUUGAUUAAUUCAAGCAAUGGAUUAUUAGAAUUCGAUAAGGACAACGAAUUGAAUUCAUUGUAUGGUUUUAAAGUAUUAAUGAUGAUGAUGGUUUUAUUAUGUCAUAGUUUAUUUUAUUCAUUCUCAAAUCAUCCACAUAAUCCUAAAUUCAUGGAAAGUAUAUAUGUAAAUGGACCAGAUAGUUUAUUAAUUUUGGGAAAUAUAGUCGAUCCGUUUUUUUUUGUAAGCGGAUUCCUUAUGUAUCUGAAUAUGUCUAAAUCAUUUCAAAAAGCUGAAAACGGAUUAAAAAAAAUUAUUUCAGCAAUCAUCAACCGUAUGUUGAGGUUAUUACCGGCGUAUUGCACAAUAAUGGCGAUCACAUCGCAUAUCUUACCACAUCUUGGAGACGGACCGCUGUGGCCCAAGAUGAUAUGGGAAGAAGCAGAAAUUUGCAAAAAUUAUUGGUGGACCAAUUUGUUGUUCAUAAGCAAUUUUAUUGAUGUCAAAUAUGGAUGUCUCAUAGUAAACUAUUAUGUGUCUUGUGACGUUCAGUUUUUCAUCGUUGGAGUCAUAAUUGUUUACGCUUACAUGAAAAACACUAAAUACGGGAUCAGGUUACUCGCUUCGAUACUGAGUUUGUCGUUAUUCGUACCGUUUCUAGUAACGUUUUUGACGAAAAGAUUUGGAAUAGAUAUGUUAUAUAUUACUUAUAUAGAAAACUUUAGAAUUUUCAUGUCUUCAAAUAAGUCGUACAGAUUAAGUUAUAUGCGAGCCACACCGUUCUUUAGUGGUUUAGCUACGAGCAUUAUCGUAGAAAAGUUGAAAGAAAAAAAAGUAAUAUUUUCACGCAUCACAGUCUAUGGCGGGACUUUCAUUGUUUUCGUAAUUUGUAUUAGUGCUCAGCUUUAUGGUACUAAAUUUUACACUUGGCAGAGACAUUAUUAUCCGUUGGAACAUGCUCUGUACAAAGUCGUCAAUAAUUGUACGUUGACGGUAUUGUGCAUGUGGUGUUUCAUUUGCUUUUUCACGUUUGGAUAUUAUGGCCCCUUUAGACAUGUACUCAACAACAGACUUGUAAUGGUUUUGGGAAGACUUUCGUAUUCAGUUUUUAUGGUAAACAUCACUGUCAUUAUGGUGUCUCGGAGUUCACUAAGAUUGCCGUCUUACCUUUCGGUAAAAUCCUUGACUGAUAAUUGGAUAACGGAUACAUUUAAGUGUUAUCUGAUUGCCUUACCAUUAUACUUAGUAGUCGAAGCGCCAUUCAAUAAAAUUAUUAAACGAUGGAUUAGACUAGGAAAUUAAUAUUCUCCCCAAGCUAAUAUUCUUCAAUAAGGUUAGCCAAAGGGUGUAUUUCUCAAUCAAACAUGUCAGCAACUCUGCUUUCCGGACUCAAUCUGACUUGUACGACAGACAUUUACAGAACCACACAAGUUGGACCAGUGGCGUAGCCAGGGGAGGUGAUGAAGGGGUUGCUGCCCUCCCCGACAUUUUAAGAAAAUUGAAAAAUUAUUUUAAUGGUCUAAGAAAAAAGAACCUAGUUAAACCGCCGCUGUGAAAAAAUUGAUUGCCUCCCCCGAAGAAAAACCCUGGCUACGCCACUGAGUUAGGCAGUUAGAAUAAGCGGAUUCCCCGUGUAUCUGAAUAUGACUUAGUCCUUUCAAAAACCCAAAGACGGAUUAAAAAAAAAUAUUUCGCAAAUUAUUAAACGGAUGUUGCAGAGAUUGUUACCAGCGUAUUGCACAAUGAUGGCGAUCACGGAUCAUAUCUUACCAUAUCUUGGAGACGGACCACUGUGGCCAAAGAUAAUAUGGGUAGAAGCUGAAAUUUGCAAAAAAUGUUGGUGGGCUUAUUUGUUGUUAAAAGCAAUUUUAUUAAUGUCAAAUAUAGAGAAAGACAUGGUUAAAUAAUA
Messenger RNA from Aphis gossypii (cotton aphid), 3868 nucleotides. Its product is annotated as nose resistant to fluoxetine protein 6-like. Gene Ontology annotation, molecular function: acyltransferase activity, transferring groups other than amino-acyl groups. The transcript has 20 exons. Bases 1087 to 3261 code for a protein of 724 amino acids. NCBI's taxonomy places the organism in Eukaryota, Metazoa, Arthropoda, Insecta, Hemiptera, Aphididae. The record is from RefSeq and is a predicted model, not a curated record.